This is a messenger RNA of Diplodia corticola, 501 nucleotides long. RefSeq lists its product as uncharacterized. Bases 1 to 501 code for a protein of 166 amino acids. The transcript has a single exon. The record is from RefSeq and is a predicted model, not a curated record. NCBI's taxonomy places the organism in Eukaryota, Fungi, Ascomycota, Dothideomycetes, Botryosphaeriales, Botryosphaeriaceae.
AUGUUGGUGGUGGGCGAGGAGGAGGAGGAUGAGGAGGAGGAUGACGGCGACGGUGAUGGUGACGACGGAGACGACGGCGGCGGAGGUAGCGUCGAGGAUGGUGCGGGGCGGCUGCGGCUGCAGUUGGGGUUUGGGUGCAGAGGUGGUGGUGGUGGGGAAGCAGCAGGGGCAGGCGGUGCGGCGGCGGCGGCGGCUGGCGUUGUCGCAGACGUCGGGGAGGGAGGGAGAGGAGGGGCGGCAGUAGCAAAAGCGGCGGCGAUGGCGUUGGCGCGCGUUCGGGGUGGAGGUGAAGGCUGUGCUGGCGGGGGCGGCGGCGGCAGAGAUUGCGGCAGAGUCGACGACGACGACGACGGCGGCGGCGGCAACGGUGAUAAACAUGGGACCAGAGGAGAUGUCGUGGCAGGUAUUGCUGCUCCUUCGGACGAUGCUGCCACCGCCGCCACCUUGUUCGAUACUGAUGAUGACGACUGUGUAUGCGACGGCGUGCGGUUGAGAUGUUGA